UAAAUUGAAAUUCUUGGAAAUUUUGUGUCUCUUAUUUUAUUUUUUUGUAGAAGGCCGUUGCCACUGCAGACUAUUUUGACAGCAGCCAGCCAGCAGGCCAAAAUCUGAAAUUUUAAAGUGUUUCAACACGACCAGCAUUUGAUUUUAAUUUGUAUUAUUACUGCGAGUAAUUACAUUCAACUCUUAAAUAUGUUUCUAAAUCCAGCCGUUGGUUUUUCUUUUGAAAAAUUGUUUGUGCAUCAUAAACAUAGAACAUAGACAAUCCCGAAGGAGAAGAAUCAUAACCUCUUCACAACACCUAUUAAUACUGUUUUCUUCUUGUUUGCUAUCACCAAAUCUGCUAGAUUUAUUUUUAAAGAUCACUGCCAUUUCUCUAUAUGACAAGGUUUUACUAUGUGUAAAAUAGUUGAGAAUGGAACGAAGAACUUCUGCUUGACACACAGAGGGGUAGUACAUCAUUGUCAAUAUUGUUAGGGUCUUCUGGUUUUGCUCAAUGGUCAGAAUGAACCAUGACAUCCGUCUUUUUCCUCGUUUAAAAUAACAAACAUUCUACUAUUACUUAUUUAUUUUUCUGUUCAUUAUUAUGAUGAUUCAGAGUAGAUGUUCGACUGAAACGUCUUGUGACAAUGAAAAGCCAAAUUUGCAGGAUGUCUCUGAAUGUUCUAAUGCUAAUAGCUCAUUUUCAUGUUCUGUGACUAACAAUUCAAAAUCUGUGCCUUUGAACGAACUUUUAGAAAAGAUACCAUUAGCUUAUAGUCCAUUAACAAAGCAGCUUCACAUAUUAUAUCCAAAACAAGAAGCUAGCGAGAAAGUAGUGGAUGGUUUUGAGAGUCUAAAGUCCAGGGAGAACAUAAAUUCAUCAAAUAAUUAUCUGAAUAGUGAUGAGCAGCUUGAAGAUGAGAUGAGCAAUGCUUCAACACAAGAAAUGGUAGUUAGUCAUUGUGAAGGAGAUGGAAGCUCUCUAUCAAGUGAAACAUCUCACCAGCUUGAGGAGGGCCUUGUUGAUGACAGUAAUAAGCGCAAAAAGAAAGGCAUUGGUAGUUUCUUCUCAAGAGGUGUAUUUCUUUGGAAAAAUAGAGACUCUCCUGCAUCUAGUGCCGCCACAUACACAAGUAGUCCAGGAUGGAAGUUUUUCAGCAAAUCAGUGUUUGACCACUCACUUUCUAGUGUGUGCCCAAACGAUGAGGAAAUUGCCACUGCUAGCUCAGUGAGCCCCUUAGGCUCUCCAACAAGUUUAAGAUCAUCUGCGAGCAGUAGUAAACGAUAUGAAGAUGUGAUUGCCAGUAGCAGUGCUCUCAUAUUGCAUGAUAGACCUGCAAAUCUUCCUGCUAAAUCUGUGGAUGAGGAAGCCAAACACAAACAAGAAUACGAGCAAAUGGUAGAGGCAGCAAAAAAACGAGAACGCCAGGAAGCCAGAAUUAAGAAAAAACAAAUGCAACAGCAAAUAAAAACAGAAGAAAGACUAGCUCAUGCUACUAAAAUUUGGCUAACUGAUAUUCUUCCUAAGUGGAGUUCUGUUAUGAGUUCUCGUAAAAUUCAGAAUCUUUGGUGGCAGGGUAUUCCACCUUGUGUUCGAGGCAAAGUAUGGCUCCUGGCCAUUGGUAAUGAACUUAAUGUUACUCCAGAGUUGUAUGAAAUUUGUGUGACAAGGGCCCAUGAACUACUCAAAACUGUAAGCAACACAACCAGUUGUGACUCUGGCACUGAAAUUGACAAUCCUGAUAGACAAGCCAGUGUUGAACUGAUUCAGCUAGAUAUAUCAAGGACAUUCCCUCAGUUAUGUAUUUUUCAAAAAGGUGGUCCAUAUUAUGAUAUAUUGCACAGCCUUCUUGGUGCUUACGCAUGUUACAGACCUGAUAUUGGGUAUGUUCAAGGCAUGUCUUUUUUGGCAGCCAUAUUGAUUUUGAACAUGGAAGAGACUGAAGCAUUUGUGUGUUUUGCCAAUCUUCUCAACCGUCCAUGCCAUAUGGCAUUCUUCAGAUUAGAUCAGGCCAUGAUGCAAGCUUAUUAUUCCGUGUUUGAGCAACUGAUGGCAGACAACCUCCCAAAAAUUCAUUGCCACUUUUUAAAAUCACAUCUGUCUCCAGACUUAUAUCUUCUUGAUUGGAUUUACACUGUAUUUGCCAAAGCCAUGCCCUUAGAUGUGGCUUGCAGAGUGUGGGAUGUUUUUCUUAGAGAUGGUGAGGAAUUUUUGUUCCGCACCGCCUUAGGUGUUCUUCAUCUGUAUCAGGAGCUAUUGUUAGGUUUUGACUUUCUGGUUGGGGCACAGUUUUUAACAAAACUUCCAGAAGAUUUGAAUGCAGAUAAUCUCUUCCUCUCCAUACAAGGAAUUCGAAUGCAAAGAUACUCUGAUUUGCUCACUAUGUAUCGCUCAACAUGUGUAGCUUCUAGUGGUUCAUAUUGCAGUACAACGAACAGUUCAGGAACGAACACUCCAAUAGAAUUAAACUAAGGCUUUGAUGUUUGUGGUAACAGCAAAGAAGUACAAAUGAUGAAAUUUAGUAUAGUUUGAACAUAGAACAGAAAAUCAACUAUUUUUUUAAUGUAUAGUUAAUGUGAGAUUAAGUCAUGGUUGUUUUGUCUAUUUCGUUAAGUUUGCUCAUAUGCCUGAUGAUAAACAGAAUAGUUUACUUGCAACAUGUUUUAGAAACAUGAUGAUGUGUCUGUGACAUGAUAUUAUAUUUUAGCAAAUUUACAUUUUUAAAUAUGUUGCCAUGUAAAGCUGAUAAUUAACCUAUCUAAAAUUAUCAUUAUUGGUUUACUCAAACCUAUUAUUGCAAUAACUUUAUCAAAGACAAUAUUCUGGAGAAAGUUGUACACAUUUUAAAUAGUGAUACUGAAAGCAGACGGAACUGAGGUUAUUCAUAAACUUUGUUCCUGCUUUAGAGAGCAUCAUAUGAAAUUCCUUGCUUUACUGGUUCUUCCAUCUAAAUUUUGCUUAUGUAUUAUUAUCAUUGAAUACAAAAACUAGCAGUUACUUUAUACGACAUUAUCUCUUAGUUUCUCAUUAAUUCUCAUCAGCAGAACCCAAGAGUGGUCCUGUGAUUUGUCACAACAUCUCUUUCUAAUGUGAUUUAUGUACCUCUCAAGAGCUGCAGUUAAAGCAACUAGUCAAUGCAAAUUACUAAUUUUCUAUAGCAUUCAAUCAGCUAGUUCUAAAAGUUUAUCUUUUUUUAUAUUCUAUUAUCCAGUUUUGUUUUUAAAAACUUCUAUCUGUUUUGACUUGUUGAAAAAUUUUGUUUUGUUUCAAGUUUUAGAAUCUCAAAGUGAGGGUCAAAGACCUCCUUUUGUGGUAUACUUUAUUUUAGUUAUUAUAACAUUUUUGAAGGUUACUGGUAAACUUACCUUUUCUUUUUUUUUUUUUAGAAACUGUUUGUUGUAGUUGAAGUCCUUUCUUUGUCAUAAAAUUAUACUUGCUCAAUAGUAUAUAUUUCAGCUUCAAUCAGCUAAUAGUAAUCAGUUCCUAUUUAUGUUCACCAGUGAGUAUUAGCUAUUGUAAGUCUGCCAAGAUGUAUGGAUAAACCUGAAUCUCAUGAGUUACACCUCUAAUUUAGGGUUGGUUGGUGAGUCCUUUCAUUAUUAAAUUAUGUCAAAGACUAACAAAAAUCCUGCCUCACAAUUGUAAUAACACUUUAACAUUUACUUCAAACACUUCAGCUGUCUGUUCUUGUAUUUGCUUCAAUGCUUUUUUUCUUUUUUUUUUUUUUUGCUUAGUGUCUCAAUGAAUCUGUGCUCCUAAAGUAACUCAUUCCAUAGGUUCUGGUAUUAUCAUACCAGUACAUUUAAAGUGCCAACUAUUUCUACAUUCUGCCCUCUUCAUGUCCAUGCUAUAAGAGUUGAUUCUAAGCAUUGACAUUCAAUUUGACUUUGAAUUACUUGUUAUCAAGGUUAUCUUCAAUAAGAAUAGCUUUAGUGUUAAAUAUCUAUAUUUUUGUAUAAUUCUGAAUCUGAAAACACUUAUUCAUUUAUAUGAGUGGUACUGUAAGAUCACUUCACCAAAGAAUCACAUUUUAGUGUGAUGAACUGUGUUGCACAAGACGUUGCGUUAGAUAUGCAGGGACCAUGUUCGUGUGUUCAAACGUUGUAAAGUGAGGAUAUAUAACGUUGUCAAGGCCUGGAUUGAGGAUUGUAUCUCAAUGCAUAAAAAUUUCUCAAACUCAUCAUAUUAGAGGCCAUAUGUUUUAAUUUUUUCAUCUACUUAUUUCAGUCAAAACAAAUUCCUCUUAUAAUGGAAGAUAACAUUGCAAUACAAUAAAACAUUAAUUUAUUUGUUAACUCGUUUACUUUUAUGAGUGUCUCACAUGACUGGGUAAUUAGCCUUAUGAUUAUGCCUGUUAUUUUUUUUUAGUUGUACUUUGUUUUAUGUAUCAACAAGAUCUUGAAAUAGAACAUAUCAAUAUUAAAAACAA
Messenger RNA from Frankliniella occidentalis (western flower thrips), 4409 nucleotides. Its product is annotated as TBC1 domain family member 12. The coding region runs from base 584 to 2452 and encodes 622 amino acids. The transcript is spliced from 9 exons. The record is from RefSeq and is a predicted model, not a curated record. NCBI's taxonomy places the organism in Eukaryota, Metazoa, Arthropoda, Insecta, Thysanoptera, Thripidae.